This is a messenger RNA of Cornus florida, 1677 nucleotides long. RefSeq lists its product as uncharacterized. Gene Ontology annotation, biological process: regulation of DNA-templated transcription. The coding region runs from base 60 to 1364 and encodes 434 amino acids. Gene Ontology annotation, molecular function: sequence-specific DNA binding; DNA-binding transcription factor activity. The transcript has 6 exons. The record is from RefSeq and is a predicted model, not a curated record. Gene Ontology annotation, cellular component: nucleus. Lineage: Eukaryota; Viridiplantae; Streptophyta; Magnoliopsida; Cornales; Cornaceae.
CCACACCGCAUCUGUACUCUUUCGAUGUACUGAUUCUUUACUUUCCCCCUCUUUCUAAAAUGGAUGGUGGUAAGUCGUACAACUUCGGAGUGGAGAUUAGAAGUAAGACUUCUUCCAUACCUUCCCAGGGAGUGCCGUUGCCGAUAGAGUAUGGAGUCAAGAAUUCCGAAUGCGGUGCCGAUCCAAUAGAAAGUAGUGAGUUGGAAGCUGCUGAAGUGUUAGCGUGUUUAGCGGAUUCAGUGGGGCAUAAGAACGAGAAUCUUGACUCUAAAUCGAACUGGAAUAUUGUAAUACCAACUAUGCCAGAGUUUUUGGAUCUCGCUACGUAUAGAGCAGAAGUUGUUCGUCAACCGUGUGAAAAGAUAUAUACAUGUGGCAACAAUUCAACACAGAUUUUGACCCAGACUGAAAAAGAAGAACGGAGAAUGCGCAGGGUGUUAGCUAACAGAGAGUCCGCUAGACAGACCAUUCGUCGUAAACAGGUUCUCUACGAGGAGUUGAGCAAAAAAGCUGUUGAUUUAGCCCGUGAGAAUGAGAAUUUGAAGAGGAAGAGGGAGACGAUCAUGAAAGACUUUGAUUCUUUGAAGAGCACUAACGAAUGCUUGAAGGCACAGAUAGCUAUGAAAAUGAAGACGGAAUUAGAGGAAACUCCAAAAGAAUCAAAUUCUACACAUGACAAUUCUAAGCACGAUGAUAUAUCUACAAGUUCAUCAACAAAUGCUCCAUUUCUCACAAAUAACCAAUCCGCAUUUAUGCCAGUCCUCUGGCCUUCCAUCGUUCAAUCUCAGGAUCAUCCUCCUCAAAACGUCAUUCCCAUUCCAUCAAUGCCUGAUUCAUUCCAUGAACAAGAACAUCCUUCAAGGAUUAAUGGCUCUGGAACUCUCUUAUAUAUGUUCCCAUAUCCAUGGUUUUUUCCUCUUCCAAAUAACGGGAAUAGAGUUCAUCCUCAAUCUUGGAACGGGAAUAGAGUCUAUCCUCAAUUCUCGAAUAUUAUUGAUAGACACAAAGAAAUUUCAAUGAAUAACCAACCUACUGCUAGUGAAGUUUCUAGUUUAUUACAUGGGAGACCCACUAAUUGUCUUCCAGCGACCCAUCCCUGCCGUAGAGGGGUGUUCUUCAUGUCUCCACCCGUAAAUUCUGUAAGGCCUACUGUAGCUGUGUUGCCUAAGAAUGACCAACAACCAGAUUACACCCCUCGCUUAAACGCUCUUUUAUCCAUGGAUGGUCGUAAUGUAAAUGCUUUGCCAGAAAAGGAUGGGGAGCCAGUCAACUCGCGUAUUAAAAAGCUACUGGAUUCAACAAUAUCGGCUGAGGCUAGGAAGAGGAGGAAGCACCUUACGAAGUUAAAGAAUCGCCCACAUUGAGAAGAUCAUUACAAGGAGGGCGGAGGAGGAGGAGUAAAGUUACGAAGCUAAAGAAUCGUCUCGGUCCUCACUUUCUUAAGCGUAUGCAAGGUUUAGCUUUUACAAAGAACUAUUUCAUUUCUGGUUAGAUUGUUGCUAUUUCAUUUCUGAUUAACCUGUUUCUGUUAUUAAAUUUCAUACUGUUAUCUGUAAUCGGUCAGUGAAAUUUUAGUGACAUGUAUAUAUGUCACUGUCUUCACUGUCGAACUAUUUCAUUUCUGAUUAGACUGUUUCUAGUGUUGUUCGUUGAGAUUUCAAUUGCAUGUAAUAUAUA